Chelonus insularis is the source of this 3752-nucleotide messenger RNA. It is a transcript of the gene Ubx, whose product is annotated as Ultrabithorax. Gene Ontology annotation, biological process: anterior/posterior pattern specification; negative regulation of transcription by RNA polymerase II. Gene Ontology annotation, cellular component: nucleus. The record is from RefSeq and is a predicted model, not a curated record. Lineage: Eukaryota; Metazoa; Arthropoda; Insecta; Hymenoptera; Braconidae. Gene Ontology annotation, molecular function: DNA-binding transcription factor activity, RNA polymerase II-specific; RNA polymerase II cis-regulatory region sequence-specific DNA binding. The transcript has 4 exons. The coding region runs from base 752 to 1807 and encodes 351 amino acids.
CACUGGCAUACCGUGGUUCGUUACGAUUCCCUUAGUACAACCUGCGUACUUAUCCAACGUCAUCGGCGAUUCACAUUUCCUCGAGUGCUAGUGCGGUGAAGAUCGAAGCAAGACUCGAGCUUGGUUGUCAAGUAGCCUUCAUUAAACGUUAUUCCUUAACUAUAACGAGCCAUUUUUUAGAUUUUUAUUCGAUUAUUCGGUAAUUCUUGGUGCUAUUUAAUUUUUAUUCGGCGCCAAUUCUGCAUCAUCAGGCCUUUAAAGAAAGGUCGCGUGCCAACCGAGCCGCUCGGGACAUCCGAAGCGGCGUUUAUAGCUCGUCUUAUUGCCCAGUUUAUUACGUCGUAACGGCUUAACGAUCAUCGGCCACACGGACUGACGAGUUCUCAACAGCGGUCGUUCGUUUGAAAAAGACCAUAAAAUUCAUUGUCAUGAACCAUCAAAAUAUACGGUACGAUUUCUUGGACCAUUGACAAUUGACACCAACCGUGUUUAAUCCACCGGCCGCCGAUGACUUUUACGACCUUGCGGCCGGUUUUACAUCUUUACUUUGUAGUGUUCAUUUUGACACCUAUUCUCUUUCAUCAUUGACAAGUAGUGAUUACUGUUGUAUACCUGUCGUGCAUUUAUUACUUGUAAAUCAUUUUUGACCACUUGUCUGGUGAAUUUUAACUGUUAAACCGAGCGAUUACGCUCAAGUUUUUUUUUUCGUGUGCGGGUGUUUGAGUGCUAGUGUUUCAAGAUACCCGGGAUAAUGAACUCGUACUUUGAGCAAAGCACGAGUGGCUUCUACGGAAGCCACCAUCAUCAAACGAGCGCAGCAGGACAGCAUCAUGAUCCAGCAACAGCUGCUGCUUACAGUCGAUUUCCACUUGGUUUGGGAAUGUCACCAUACGCAUCCAGUCAACAUCAUCAUCACACAUCCAGUGGUCUUGGGAUCCAUCCAGGUAGUGGUACCAAUACUAGGCCACCUCAAGACUCUCCAUAUGACGCAAGUGUUGCUACUGCUUGUAAACUCUACUCGUCUACUCCAGAAGCAACUGGACACACCACGUCUUCGUAUUCUAGUUCUGCUAUAAAAGACUGUAAACAGCAAGAACAAGCAGUAGCCGCGGCUGCAGCAGCUCAUCAGAAUGGUUAUGCUGCUGUGAUGGCUGCUGCCGCUGUCAAGGACGUUUGGCAAUCGGCGACCUCAGGUGCGAAUGGUCAAAGCAACCCAGUUGUCCGUCCGUCCGCGUGUACGCCUGAAGGCACGCGAGUCGGCAGCUACGGCGGUCUCGUGGGCGGCGAUCCCGCCUCAAGUCCCGGUAACAACGGCUCCUCGAGGUCCCUGACGUCCUCGUGGAACACCUGCAGUCUCAACUCCACCGCAAGCCAACCGGUCGCUACUCAGCUACACCAACAACCCGGUGGUAACCAUACCUUCUACCCCUGGAUGGCCAUAGCAGGUAAGGACGAUAUCGCUAAGCCGCAUUGGACAUGGUUGCAAGGUGCGAAUGGGUUGCGCAGACGUGGUCGCCAAACCUACACGCGCUACCAAACAUUGGAGUUGGAGAAGGAAUUUCACACAAACCACUACCUUACAAGGCGGAGGCGAAUCGAGAUGGCGCACGCGCUAUGUCUGACAGAAAGACAAAUAAAAAUAUGGUUUCAAAAUCGACGGAUGAAGUUAAAAAAGGAGAUUCAGGCGAUCAAAGAAUUGAACGAACAGGAGAAGCAAGCGCAGGCACAAAAAGCGGCAGCAGCUGCUGCAGCGGCGGCAGCGCAUCAACAGCAAGGAGGUGGUGGGGGACCUGAAGGGGGCAACUAGGGGUACGCCCUGCACCGGAGCCCCCCUGACCACCCUAAUGCCAAUCCACACCAUCCUCUGUUAGCACCGCAAUGUACACAGCUAUAUUAAGGUGAGUGGCAGGCUGCUCCAACCGUUUUAUAAUGCCAAAUAGGUGUCGAUGUGCCGCUCCAAUCCGUCGAAAGUCAGUUUAUCGGUUGCGGCGUAAGGAUGCUGCACCCGGUGAGUGACGAUGAACCUCUCGGAGUCUCCUGUAGUGAACUUAUGACGCAAUCUCAUUUACUGAACAAGUUAAUUAACAAUUAAAAUACCCCACAGACCAAACAGCCAUGCCCGAGAACGAAACAUGUUUGUAUAUGUCAACUAGAAUCACACCAGUAGGUUUUGGGACUUAUCUCUAUUUCUAGUACUAUUAGGUUAUUAAUUUAUUUUUUACUGUCUAUAGUGAAUAGUGCAUCGGCAUCCGUAGUUUUAAUCUUUAUAGUCGUCAAUUAAUUUACAUGAAUGAAUCAUCUGUUUCGGGAAUCGUGCAACGAAAUUCGAGCGGGCGGAGUGAUAUAAGUUUUAAAUUUAUUAUUAAAGAACGUGAGAGUACGUGUCGGUCGUGUUACAAAAAAUAUACGUAAUUAUGUAAUAAGUGAAUAUAUAAAUAAUUGAGAGUUGAAGUCUCUGAUGAUAAUAAAGUGCGAAAUACGUAAAUAAAAAUUAUAAGUAGAGCAUUUCGUAAUUAUAAAUAUUUAGAAUUUAGUAAUAUUAUUUAGAGAGCAAUUGAAAAUAGCGCAUGAAUUUUAUUCUUAGACGUGAGGAUUAAAUCCUAGUAAAUAUUAUAUGUUUAUAAAUUGUAGAACAUCGGUGUACAAAGUUUUAUCAAGAUAUUUAAGUUUUUUUUAUUAGUUAUUUUAUUAAUUAUUCUUGUAAUUAUUGAUUAUUUGCUGAAAAGCAAUUAAAAAAAAAUUUGUUUAAAUUUUUUUAAUUACGGGCAAUGUGUUCACUAUUGAGCCCGAAUAUGAGUACUGCUCUUGUUAUUUUUUUGUUAUAUUUUUUUAUUGUCCGCGAUAUGAGUCGAUAACGAGUCUUGAUCAAUUUUUUUAAAUUAUUAUUCUUAGACCAUUUCAAUGGGAUUAGUUUACUUUUUAACAAUUAUUUACGUACUUGUAUAUUGAUAUAAAAUUGAUAGCUCGUUUAAUUCGACCAUAUUUAUUUCAAAAAAAUAAAAAAAAAUUAUUUAUAAACGUUUUUGAGUGAAGUAUGACGUGCGAUAAAUAGAAAAAUUAUUGGGAUUACGGAAAAAUGUGAAAAAGCUACGUAAACGUACCUACUUAGUACCUCUGCGCCUGUUCGAAAGAAAAAUAAAUGUACAGUCACUGAGAGGAAUGUGGCGAUACUUUUAGUAAUGUUAUUCUAAUGAACAAUUGUAUACGAGUAGCUAUUACUAUAAGUGACACUACCAGCGAACGGUGGUUCAAGACAAAAAAAAAUCAUAAAAACUGAACAUAAAAAUAAAAAUGCAGUAUUUUUAAGCGGACUGUAAUUUUAGUGAUUAUUUAUUUUUGGAGCGUCAGAAGCGUUCUCUAAUCACUUAACUUGUUCUACACAAUUAUUAGAAGAAAAAAAUUAGAUUAACUGAUUAAUUGAAAGGAAAAACAUUUAAAUAAAAAAAAAAAUGCGGGUGUUGACGAUUCAAUCGUGAUUGUGUUAUAUUGUGUGAAUAUUACACGUACAAAAUUUGUCAUUAUCGUUUAUCUUUUUGUAACAUAUUGAAGUAUGAAUUAUUUACCGAACUCGAUUCCGAUAUGUAUGUAUUAAAAAUGACCAGAGCUACAUCUGCCUUCUAUGACACAUAUAAUAGAAAUGGGCAAUUUGAAUAAAGGCGGUUGUGGUGCUGGAUGUUAUUGUACUGUUACGCUGAUUAUACAAUUGCUGAAAAAAAGUGAAACAAAAUAAAGAAGAAUUUCGAUUUAAAAAA